AUGGCCAGCGCCGCGGGCGGCGGGGAGAACCCCAAGCAUACCAACCGCCUGGCCAAGGAGCAGAGGGUGGACUGGUACCCCUGGGGGCAGGAGGCGUUCGAGGAGGCGCGGGCGCGUGACAAGCCGAUAUUCCUGUCUGUGGGGUACAGCACCUGCCACUGGUGCCACGUUAUGGAGCGCGAGAGCUUUGAGGAUGAAGAGGCGGCGCGGCUGCUGAACGAACACUUUGUGUCCAUCAAGGUCGACAGGGAGGAGCGGCCCGACGUUGACCGCGUGUACAUGACGUACGUCCAGGCGCUGACAGGGGGCGGCGGCUGGCCCAUGAGUGUGUUCCUGACGCCCCAGCUGCAGCCCAUCAUGGGCACCACCUACCUGCCACCAAAGGCGCGCGACGACGGAGGCCCCUCAUAUCAGGACCUGCCUGGUCGUCCCAGCUUCUCCACUGUGCUGCGGCGCAUCACCAACAUCUGGCAGACGCGCAGGGACGACCUGGUGCAGCAGGUCUGGCUGUGUUGGGAGGGGCGGGGCCAUGGUGGCUGCCUGUUUUCCUCGCAAGGGGCGGGGCUGUGA
This is a messenger RNA of Monoraphidium neglectum, 570 nucleotides long. RefSeq lists its product as hypothetical. The transcript has 6 exons. Bases 1 to 570 code for a protein of 189 amino acids. Gene Ontology annotation, cellular component: chloroplast. NCBI's taxonomy places the organism in Eukaryota, Viridiplantae, Chlorophyta, Chlorophyceae, Sphaeropleales, Selenastraceae. The record is from RefSeq and is a predicted model, not a curated record.